Messenger RNA from Suillus paluster, 3483 nucleotides. RefSeq lists its product as uncharacterized. The transcript is spliced from 14 exons. The coding region runs from base 22 to 3339 and encodes 1105 amino acids. Gene Ontology annotation, molecular function: zinc ion binding. The record is from RefSeq and is a predicted model, not a curated record. NCBI's taxonomy places the organism in Eukaryota, Fungi, Basidiomycota, Agaricomycetes, Boletales, Suillaceae.
CCUCUCCUUUUGAACGCUACCAUGUUCACAAUUAAGGCUACUUACAGAAACGAGACUCGCAAGUUCUCUUUUCCAGAGAAAGUCUUGUUUCCUACCUAUGAGGAGCUUUACCAUCAGUUGUAUCGCAUAUUUCCUAUAAGCCAUAAUUAUUAUCUUUCUAAACUCAUUUUCUCGCCUGACGCAUCUAAGCCGUCCCGUAUUCUAAUUGGAAAGGAAGUUCAUACCGCAGAAGAGUACCGCACUCGCAUUGCCCCUUUACGCAGGCGCUGGCCCAACCCAUUGCUCAGGUUCUCUAUCUUCGAUGAGACUCCCCACAAAGCACCAAGUUCAGCAGUCGAGGAUUCCCAGGAGACUUCUUUGCCCUUCAUGGCGAUUCCCCCGCCUCCUGUACUUGCACCAUUUAAUAUGUCUCUUCCUUCUCCCAGUCCAUCCUUGGAUACACCAUUUCUAAACCGUCCCUUAUUCAAUCCACCAUCACUUUUUCCCAGACCACUUCCCAGUUCCCUCGCAUAUCCAAUCCCGCCUUCGUUCAUUCCGCCGCCACCGCCGCCCAUCAUAUUCGGAGAAACACCAAGUCUCCCAAGGCAACCGUCCAUUCCCGGUAUUUCCUCUCUCUUGCCCCAAGUGACCUCUCCUGCGCCAUGUUGCUCGAUCGCCAAAGGGAAGUCGGAGAUAGGAACUCUCUUCUCUUCAUUCAGGACAGAUCUUGAUCGCAUAAUGCAUAAUGCUUUUGGCCCAGAAUACAAUUCCGUAACAAAAGUGGAUGUAUCCCAUCGCCAGACCCCCGUCGAUGUAGGAACAUCCGACGAGGCUCCUCCUUCGUCAGACGCAUCGUGCAAUCUCUCAAAGGAACCUCCUUCGUCACACUGGUGCUUCGUCUGCAGGAACGAGUUCUCUGGAAGCUGGUACGGAUGUGUGAAAUGUCCAUGGCACUUCGUUUGUCCAAGCUGUUUCUCCAAAUCUGGUGCUAUGCACACGUUCAGUUUUGGGCCAGCUCACGUUGUCCGGCAGCGUGAAUCCACUGAAGUCGCGCCGUCAAUUACCGUUACACCUUCAGUCGCGGAAGUCCCCGCAGUAUCGCAGUCUACCAGAACUUCGCCAGCUAAUGAUGCCGAGCCUACUCAACGCACAACUAUCAUUCACCGAAAUAUUGUUUGUGACGGCUGCAACGAAAUCAUUGUUGGUGUCAGACGUAAAUGCCUGGAUUGUCCUGACUAUGAUCUAUGCACGCCCUGUAUCGAGUCAGGUGCUGCAGAGAGGCACAAUGCUUCCCAUGAAUUCUUUGACAUCGAAACACCUGGACGGGUGUUCGUUCACACGGUUUUUAGUGGAGACGGAGAGCGUGAUGCGUCUGCGGCUAGUCGUAGUCCUACAGUUCCUACUAGUCCCCGCUCCUCCGUUACGACUUCAGUCAUCGACCCCGUCCAUCACUGCGCGGCUUGCAACAUGUGCGACUCUCCUAUUGUCGGGGAUCGUUUCAAAUGUGUUAAUUGUCCAGAUUUUGAUACAUGCGCUGAUUGCUUCAAGAUUACUGGAGAGCAGCAUCCCAAUCAUGGCUUUGUGCGGGUGAGCAAGACGAAUGACCUCAUGAUGCGCAACGCAGUGACCAACAUGGUUGCUCAUUAUGCGACGUGUGAUUCUUGCCGGAAGACCAUUCGUGGCGUCCGUUAUAAGUGCAUGCACCCUAGCUGUCCUGAUUUCGACCUGUGCCAGGAUUGCGAAGCCCUGCCUAUUCCAGUCCACCCUCCCAUUCAUCCGUUGCUCAAGAUGAAGACUUCAAACACUGUUGUUCCUACCGUGUACAGAGCCGGGCGGACUCAACUGAUUCAAUCUCGAAGGAGUUGCGCAUGCCAGGGCAAUACGCCCCCGCAGGCUGUGGAACCUCAUCCUCUGAAAUCUUCGCUUGCUUCCACAUCACGCGUCGCCUCUGAGCAUUCCGUGAAAGAGGAACAGGAGCCACCUGUUGUUGUUCCCGAGUCUCUGAGCCCCCUUGCCAUCUUGGCAUAUUGCCCCGAAGAGGACCGCUUCCUGCAGUCUUCCGCCACUAAUUGCGAUCAAUCCGUCUCUACCAAUGGAUACUUUGAUCCGGUCAAGGCCAUGGAGUCAUUUUGCACGGCUUCAAAGCUCUCCGCCGCUGACUGUGAACAAUCAACCUCACCUUAUACCUACGGGGAUAUCGGCGAGUUGGUCCAGACGAUCAUGCGACCUUCCGCUCCUGAGGUCAAUUCACCAUCUCCCGACCUGAACACUUCACUUGACAUCUAUCGUGAAGAGUGGCCAAAAGUCAAUCGGGAAAUGAAACACCUCAUUGAAGCGAGACAAUCUGAAGUCCCUUUGUCUAGCCCCGUGGCUGAGUUGGUUAAGGCUCUUGAAAGCGAUCUGGUAAAGCUGGAGGAAGAUACCACCCUCGUUCAAGCAACUCGGCCUGAAGAAUUUGCGAAGUCACUCUCCCAGGAAGUGUCACCUGCUACCCCGGCAUCUGAUAUUCCGUCGAUCAUAGAUUCUCUCGUCUUUGCGGACAGGGAUCUUGCUGCACUUGCCCAUGGUUACCGUACACCAUCUCCUAUCGCCUCUGAAGCACUCGCUCCGUCUUGUACAACUUCCCCUUCCCUUGAUAGCAUCUUGGAUGAGCAAGUAUUUGCCAUGCCCAGUACAGAACAGCAACAGGCGACACGUCCUUCUCUCAGCUGUGCUUUUGUUUCCGACACGACGGUUCCCGACGGUCAGAUUUUUCCACCUGGUGCUGAAUUUGUAAAGUCAUGGCGGAUGUCAAACGACGGGGAAAGACCUUGGCCGGAAACGACUGAACUUCACUUCGUUGCGGGAGAGCCUUUCACACCUGACAGUGACUCAACGAUGAUUGCCAAAGUUGGACAUGUUGAUCCCGGAGAAAAUCUUGAUGUGUGGACUGGUGACCUCAAGGCACCUGAUGCUCCCGGUAGAUACGUCGGUUACUGGAAGUUGACGGACGGCAAAGGCGAAAGUUUUGGCGCUAACAUUUGGAUUGACGUUACUGUUGCUGAGCCUCGCCAGUCAGCCGAUGAAGCUAGCGACCAUUCUUUGGCGUCAUCCUCGAUGGUCAUGCCAAAGUCAUCAUCGAACAAUAGGUCUGCCCCUUCCGUUGGUCCCAGUGGUCGCUUAUUUGAGCCCUCGUCUCCUUUAACGUCCAAACCUGCGACGGAUUUAACGGAUGAUGGAGAUUCUGAUGGAUCAUCGGUAUCCUUGGUCAGUGUCCCUUCGUCUGAUGAGUAUGGAUCCGAUUGGCAAGAUACGCGGUCCGAGCCCGAGAACCUUGAGUACGUUGUAUUGUACGACAGCCAUGGCUCAGAGGAUGAGUAGAGAAGAUGAUCGAUAACUUUUAGCUUUCCUGUGUUUAUAUGCAGCGACGUAUCCACGUCCUUCUCUAGCGUCUUGUUUAUCCUGUGAUAUUUGCUCGUGUACUAUUAUAAGCUGAUUUGAAUUGAUAUCGAUCGAUAAAGACCA